AAAUAUUAAAAAUUAAUUAUAAAACAAAUCGAAUAUUUUUAAAUACAAAUUUGGUUAAUAAAAUAUAUUUUCCAUGCGUACAUUUCUCAUCAUCUAUUAAUUUUAUUAUGUUCGAGUCGAAACUCGUGCAAUUAUGGCAUUGCGAUUAAGAGAUUUCGAAAACCUGGAAAAGUAUAAGGUUAACGUCGAAAAUUUUCCGACGACUACGUCCGAUGAGCAAGCAGCUGUAGAAUCGAAUGUUGAACGAUUAUUUCUAUCGUUAGGAAAGAAAUGUGCCCUUGAUAGAAACUUACCCAAAUUACUAAGGAAUGAACACGAAAAAUUCCUUCGUCAAUCAUUAGCUUAUCUUUCUGCUGGGUACACUGUCAUUGAUGCAAGUAGGACAUGGAUGUGCUAUUGGAUUUUACAUGCAUUAUCUUUAUUAGAAGUCCAACUAUCUGAUACCCAAUUAAACAGUGUAGUGAAGUUUAUUGAGAAAUGUAAACAUCCUGGAGGGGGGUUUGGAGGUGGUCCCGGUCAAUUGGGGCAUUUGGCAACUACAUAUGCUGCAGUUAAUGCUUUAUGUACUAUUGGAACAAAAGCAGCUUAUGAUACCAUCGAUAGAAAUAAACUUGAAGAGUUUUUAUGGUCCGUUCGUACCCCAGAAGGUGCUUUUAUUAUGCAUAGAGAUGGUGAAGUUGAUAUUAGGGGUGUUUAUUGUGCCUUAGCCGUUGCGCAUUUGACCAACAUUGCCAGUAGUAAAUUAUUUGAAGGUACAGCUGAAUGGAUUAUAAGUUGUCAAACUUAUGAAGGUGGUUUUGCUGGUGCGCCAGGAUUAGAAGCACAUGGGGGAUACACAUUUUGUGGGAUUGCAGCUUUAGUUUUAUUGGAUAAAGCACAUUUAUGUGAUGUGAAAUCUUUACUGAGAUGGGUCGUUAAUAAGCAAAUGAAAUAUGAAGGUGGUUUUCAAGGUAGAACUAAUAAAUUAGUUGAUGGUUGUUACUCAUUUUGGCAAGCUGGUAUUUUUCCAAUAAUCUCGAGAAUUUUAAAAGAUGAUAAUCAAGAACCCGAUGAUCUUUUAUUUAACAGGGGUGCUUUACAAGAAUACAUAUUAAUUUGUUGUCAAUAUUUCGAUGGCGGGCUUAUCGAUAAACCGGGACAGUAUCGCGAUGCGUACCACACUUGUUAUACUUUAAGUGGGUUAUCAAUAUCUCAACAUACCUUCACUCAUGAAGUUUAUGUUUUGGGGUCAGCUUCUAAUAAACUUGAACGAACAAAUCCCGUUUUCAACAUUUGCAACCAUGCAGUGCGGAAAGCUAUAUUAUAUUUCUCCGAUGAACAAAAAGUUAUUGAAGUGAAAGAAAUUGUAGAAAAUACGUGAUAAGAUUUUCAUUUUGUUGAUAUUAAGCUUAAUACAGAAUUUUUUAUACCAAAA
Onthophagus taurus is the source of this 1414-nucleotide messenger RNA. RefSeq names its product Farnesyl transferase beta subunit (gene Fntb). Gene Ontology annotation, molecular function: protein farnesyltransferase activity. NCBI's taxonomy places the organism in Eukaryota, Metazoa, Arthropoda, Insecta, Coleoptera, Scarabaeidae. Gene Ontology annotation, biological process: protein farnesylation. Gene Ontology annotation, cellular component: protein farnesyltransferase complex. The record is from RefSeq and is a predicted model, not a curated record.